CAGAAGGGGACAAAGAGUUUGAGGAAGACUUAAGAGGACAAGAGACUAAAGAAAGGAAGAAAAAUGCCGAAACCAAUCAAUGUCAGAGUAACCACGAUGGAUGCAGAAUUGGAAUUUGCCAUCCAGCCCAAUACAACAGGCAAGCAGCUCUUCGAUCAGGUGGUGAAAACUGUUGGUCUUCGUGAAGUCUGGUUUUUUGGGCUACAGUAUGUGGACAGCAAAGGCUACUCAACUUGGCUGAAGCUAAAUAAAAAGGUAACACAGCAAGAUGUGAGGAAAGAAAAUCCUUUGCAGUUUAAGUUCAGGGCCAAGUUUUUUCCAGAGGAUGUAUCUGAAGAAUUAAUUCAGGAAAUAACUCAGAGACUUUUCUUCCUGCAAGUCAAAGAAGCGAUCUUAAAUGAUGAAAUCUAUUGCCCACCAGAAACUGCAGUUCUUCUGGCUUCCUAUGCUGUUCAGUCCAAGUAUGGAGACUACAGUAAGGAGAUCCAUAAACUAGGCUACCUAGCCAAUGAUAGACUUCUCCCUCAGCGUGUGUUAGAACAGCACAAACUGACAAAAGAACAAUGGGAAGAAAGAAUACAGAACUGGCAUGAAGAACACAGGGGAAUGUUAAGGGAAGAUUCUAUGAUGGAGUACCUUAAGAUAGCACAAGACUUGGAAAUGUAUGGAGUCAACUAUUUUGAAAUAAAGAAUAAAAAAGGAACUGAAUUGUGGCUAGGAGUUGAUGCAUUGGGUCUGAAUAUUUAUGAACAUGAUGAUAA
Molecule: messenger RNA, 761 nt
Organism: Mesitornis unicolor (brown roatelo)
Lineage: Eukaryota; Metazoa; Chordata; Aves; Mesitornithiformes; Mesitornithidae
Product: radixin
Exons: 6
Biological process (GO): positive regulation of protein localization to early endosome; regulation of cell shape; positive regulation of early endosome to late endosome transport
Cellular component (GO): cytoskeleton; adherens junction; filopodium
Molecular function (GO): actin binding; cell adhesion molecule binding
Source: RefSeq, a predicted model, not a curated record